Messenger RNA from Lactuca virosa, 1113 nucleotides. The record is from the annotation of a GenBank genome assembly. NCBI's taxonomy places the organism in Eukaryota, Viridiplantae, Streptophyta, Magnoliopsida, Asterales, Asteraceae.
AUGUGCCCUAGUUGUAAGAAGAGUUUCAAAGCCGUGGAGGUGGAUGAUGGUAAGAAAGGGUAUACAAAAGUGGAGGUUGAUGAAACGGAAAACAUUGAUACUAGUGAAAGUGAUAAGGUCUCAACUCGAAGCGAAUCGAAGAGGAAAAUGAGUAGUGUUGGAGAGAUCAUGAAGAGGUCUGAGCAAUCAAAAAAGAUUGAAAGGUCAAAAACGGAAGAUGGUGGUAAGCAUUCAAGAGUUGUGAAUAAUACAUUGAAGGAGAAGGGGAAGAGAAAGAAUGACAGUGAUGAAGAAGAAAUGAUGACAUUAGCUCAAAUGCAGAAAUUAGUGAAAACAAAUGUGAACGAUGGUAAAUCGAAAGUAAAUAAGGUACAAAGAAGUGGAUCAAAGAGGGAAAAUUCAAGAAACGAGACAAAGGGAGAAGAGAAGAACCAGGAUCUUGAGAUAAUGACAGUAGAAGACUCAGACUUUUAUGAUUUUGAUAAAGGAAGAGUAGAAAAGAGUUUCAAGAAAGGACAAAUAUGGGGUUUAUAUGAUGAUGAUGAUGGAAUGCCAAGGCAUUAUGGUUUAAUUAAUGAAGUGGUGUCAACACAUCCAUUUGAGGUGGACAUGUCUUGGUUGGACCCCCAAGGCAAUGGUGAUGAAGGGUUAGUUAAUUUGGAAAGGACUGGAUUUCAUGUAUCUUGUGGAAGGUUUAAGGUUUCCAAGAAAACUUUAGUUAGAUCACUUAAUGUGUUUUCACAUAUUGUGGAUUGUGAAAGAGCAGCAAGAGAGGUUUACAGGAUUUAUCCUAAGAAGGGUUCAGUGUGGGCACUUUAUAAUGAGACAAAAGAUAAAAGAUGUUAUGAUAUAGUUGUGUUUUUGACAAGUUAUAGUGAGGUACAUGGAUUGAGCAUGGGGUACCUUGAAAAGGUGAAUGGGUUUAAAACAAUUUUCAGGAGAAGAGAGAUUGGGUUUCGUGCUAUCAGAUGGCUUGAAAAACAUGAUGCUCGGUUGUUUUCACAUCAGAUUCCAGCAAGGAAGCUUUCUGGGGAAGAGGUGAAAGAUCUUUCAGGAGAUUGUUGGGAGUUAGAUCCUGCCUCACUUCCUACUGAUUUACUCACUAUUGGUUGA